Dermacentor albipictus is the source of this 1581-nucleotide messenger RNA. RefSeq lists its product as uncharacterized. The record is from RefSeq and is a predicted model, not a curated record. Lineage: Eukaryota; Metazoa; Arthropoda; Arachnida; Ixodida; Ixodidae.
GACCAGGGCCAACCUCACUAGCGCAGGGGUACAUAAGGCGUGACUGCGGCUCGGAGAAGCCACCUCUGUCGAGCGGCAGCAGAAAGUCACGACUCUGAGAGGUCGCUUCGCCACAGCAACCAUGAAGCUCUUCGUCGCUGUCGCCCUCAUCUCUCUGGGCAUCCACGCUGAAGCCUUCUACCCUGGCUUUUACCAGUCUGGCCUCUACGGCGCUGGCUUCGGCGGUGCUGGCCUGUACGGUGGAAGCUUCGGCUCUGGUCUGUACGGGGGUGGUCUCCUCGGCUCUGGAUUCUACAGUAGCAGCUUGGGAAGCUCUGGGCUGCUUGGCUUGAACGGUCUGGGCUAUGGAGCUUCUGGCCUUCUUGGCUCUGGUCUGUAUGGCACUAGCGUCCUCGGAUCCCGCAACAGCGUUCUUGGCGGACUACUGGGAGGAGUUGGUAGCCCCCUCGGAGGCCUUAGCCCACUCGGAAGCCUGGGCCCACUCGGAAGCCUUAGCCCCCUCGGACGCCUGAGCCCCCUCAGUGGCCUUAGCCCCCUAGGAAGUCUUAGCCCAUUGGGAAGCCUUGGCCCUCUCGGACGCCUGAGUCCCCUCAGUGGCCUUAGCCCCCUAGGAGGUCUUGGCCCAUUCGGAAGCCUUAGCCCCCUCGGACGCCUGAGCCCCCUCAGUGGCCUUAGCCCCCUAGGAGGUCUUGGCCCAUUCGGAAGCCUUAGCCCCCUCGGACGCCUGAGCCCCCUCAGUGGCCUUAGCCCCCUCAGUGGCCUUAGCCCCCUAGGAAGUCUUAGCCCCCUAGGAAGUCUUAGCCCCCUCGGACGCCUGAGCCCCCUCAGUGGCCUGAGCCCCCUCAGUGGCCUUAGCCCCCUCAGUGGCCUUAGCCCCCUAGGAAGUCUUAGCCCCCUCGGACGCCUGAGCCCCCUCAGUGGCCUUAGCCCCCUAGGAAGUCUUAGCCCAUUCGGAAGCCUUAGCCCCCUCGGUGGCCUUAGCCCCCUCGGUGGCCUUAGCCCCCUCGGAAGUCUGAGCCCAUUCGGAAGCCCUAGCCCACUCGGAGGGCUCGGAAGCCCGUUCAACGGUCUCGGAAGCCCGUUCAGCGGUCUCGGAAGCCCAUUUGGUGGCUACCCCGGAUUCUUCGGUGGACCAGGAGCCACCAGGAAGUUCCCUGGCGACCUUCGCGUCAUCACCGAACCCACCUCUGGGCUUCCCCUGAAUGAUGCCGUCUACGUCGGUGUAGUGCGCCAGCGUCUGGUCCCUGCUCCAUAUCCCGUCCCACGACCGGUGCCAUACCCAGUUCCGCAGGGAGUGCCGCAGCCAUUCCCAGUCGACCAACCUGUCCCGCAGCCCUUCCCAGUUCCGGUUCCAAAGCCAGUACCAAUUCACACUACGACCGAAGUGACCAACACUGCAGUGAUUGAGCCCGUCACAAGUGCAGUCAUUUCUCACCAUGGACCCGAAGUGAACCAGGUACAAAGCCACGUCCCACUGUAAGCGUUGAUAACCUCAAGAAAGUUUUACGCCGUAUAAAAACGAGAAAAUCAUGCUUUGCAAAUGUAUCUGAAAUAAAGAACAAUCUAUCGGAUUCAAAUCAA